Amoebophrya sp. A25 is the source of this 509-nucleotide messenger RNA. NCBI's taxonomy places the organism in Eukaryota, Dinophyceae, Syndiniales, Amoebophryaceae. The record is from the annotation of a GenBank genome assembly.
UGUAGCUCAUACUGGCACUUCAACAUCGCUGUUUGACCAAAAGGCAGGGUUCCUUCGUCAAAAUUCUGGUGAGUCCUCUGCCUGUGCUGCCUCGUCCGAAGCAGUUCCUUGCUCAGACCCUUCGUGUGUGCUGAAAAAGAGCCAACGCAGUAGCGGCGUUGCUUAUAGGGAUAGAGGUCUGGGAUAUGAAGACGAAAAAAAUGAUAUGGCAGGAAAAAAGUGUACUCAACAUAAGCAGGCCCCAUCCGAAUUGACCAACAUCAUCAUCAUGACAGGAAAAAGUGCACUCAAGAAAAGAGGCCGACUUCUUCUUUUUUCAUCUCUCCGAUAGAGAUAGUAGAUUAUGCCCAUUAUUCUUUGAGACGAAUGAUGAUGAUGAUGAUGAGGCAGCUUCCUAGUAACUUAAGGAUCUUCUAUGAUGGCUAAUUAUUUCUUGAGGAUGGAUGAGUACGCUACUUUUUGUUCCUUUCAUAGAUGAUGAUCUGGCCGCGCCUCCUCGUAGUGGUAGU